UGCUGUCAGCAGCCCAUAAACCUCAUUUCUGGGUGUGUUCCAGGCUCACCAACAUCAACAAACGAUGACCUUCUACAGGGACUUCUGCGAUGACGGGUGCUACUCCCAGUUUGGGUACGACGACCUCUCCGGCUUCAGAUUUGGGAGGCCCUUCAGCUACUCCUGGGACCAGUUCCGAUAUGGGAGCCCCUACGGCUACAGAGGCUUUGGGAGCCUGUUUGGGAACAGGGGCUUCCUUGGCUACGGGGGCUAUUACGGGUACGGGGACCUGUCCGGGGGGGGGUAUGGAUAUGGAUAUGGAUAUGGAUACCCCUUCUCUCGCUUCGGGGGCAGGUUCCUCUGAAGCAGGAACAGCAACCAAGGACUGAAAUGCAGGACAAGGACUCACGGCUGAUUUCUGGGGCUGAGAACCCCCAGUGCCCACCCCCUGGCUGAGUUCAGGGGGACACGUGGGUGCCAGGCUGCCUGAAACUACUCCACGUGUAACUAUUCCAUGUGUAACCACUCCAUGUGUAACCACUCCAUGUGUAACCCUCUCUAAGUCUCCUGUUUCUUCAGCUGUAGCUCCAAAGGGCAACCUGAAUUGCAGCAAGAGCUGAGGCACCUUCAGAGCAUGUUGGGGGAGUAGAGCAAGACCUUGGGUGUGAGUAAAGUGCCUUUUAGUUUUAAUUCACAACCCCUUGGUAUUGUCAUAGUAGUAGGAGUUCCUGCGACCACUUUGCUCAGCCUUUAACUUCACCCAAGAUGACAUCCAGCAGAGAAGCUCCUGUUCCAUGUCCGUGCUGUGCCUCAUCUGACAGUGAACGUGACUUCCGAGCAACUCUGUGAGCAAGAAACUUGUUCUGUGCUGUCAAACUCCAUCACUCCCACCAGGAAAAGCAUCACCCACCAUCAGAAACUCUCUGCUUGCUGAAGACCCUUUUGUAUCUCUGCAAACUUGUUCUUUCUGUAACUCACUGUUUCUCAUUUUCAUUAAAAUUACUCUG
Chiroxiphia lanceolata (lance-tailed manakin) is the source of this 986-nucleotide messenger RNA. RefSeq names its product keratin-associated protein 19-2-like. The coding region runs from base 65 to 343 and encodes 92 amino acids. The record is from RefSeq and is a predicted model, not a curated record. Lineage: Eukaryota; Metazoa; Chordata; Aves; Passeriformes; Pipridae. The transcript has a single exon.